Molecule: messenger RNA, 8147 nt
Organism: Periconia digitata
Lineage: Eukaryota; Fungi; Ascomycota; Dothideomycetes; Pleosporales; Periconiaceae
Source: the annotation of a GenBank genome assembly
CUCUCGCGAUGCUGCAUCGUUGUAAUAGAAGGACGUAAAAUCAUGGCCCGCAAAGGCGGGAAUGCCACCCAACGACAAACCAACCAUCCAAUUCAUCCUGGCAACAACCCCUCGAAUAAUGGUGGCGUUCCACCGCCCUCUACAAUCCCCGCGCAGAUAAUCCAGAGCGCAGCGAACAAGGACUCGCGACGGGCCCACAACAACGGCAAUGGAGCUAAUAUCCAUUCCCACCAUGCCAAUUCUGCGGACAAGGCCUCCUUCGUCGACCAGGUCAAGGAGUUUCUCCGCAAACCGGAGCUCGAAGAUGCAGACGACGUGUGCAUCGCCUUUGCUUUUACCAUCACCAACGGCGGCCUGGAUCCGCUCUUUGCUGCUGCUGCUACCGUAUCUCUAUCUACUACGGAUGAUCCCUUCUCUGCGUCGUCUUCAUCCUCCGCACACUUGAAUGAACAAGGUCACGUGUGUCUUGCGGCAUUGAGCAGCAUUUUCCUCCAGCGAUCGCGAUUGCUGCUGGCACCUAUUCAAACGGACGGUGGUACAACCGACGCGGCACCCAGACCACCACUUGUCGUAUGGUUGCUGCCCAAGCUGCUGGGCCUGCUGGGUUUGAAGAGUUUGGCUCCGAUUCAUGAAGAUGUGAGAUCUCUGCUGGGGACUUGCGUGAUAGCACUGUGGAGGUCUGCGGAUGCUUUGCAUCAUGUUCGUGGGUUGCUGCAGAUGUAUCGGUCAUGUGUCGAGAGUAUUUUAUCGACCGCUACGCUCAACCUCUCUUCGUAUGAGCCGUCGUUCAAGGUCGAUCUUCCGUGCUCGAGCAGCAUCAUGCAGCUCUGGCCUGACUGUCAGAAUCUUGUCGCUUUGCCCGAGGGCUUGCAGAGAACCAUCACGUCGCCAUUCCAGGCAAUCUACAUUGGCUUCCAGCUCCUUCAAGUGCUCUUUCCAAUUGGCACCGAUGUCCUUAUUUCGCAUGAACGACUCCAACCGUGGGGACUGGAUAGCACUGUUUCCCUUUGGCGCUGCUUCCAGGAUUGGAUUGCCAUCUCUGCAACUGUCUCUUUGCGACUGGAACUCGAAGCGACGUAUCUGCAGCUCCUAGAAACAAUUGCUUUGCCUCGGAUUGAUGCUGAGGACUCCUUCUCUUGCUCUGCAAAAUCUGCUAUGGUUUUGAUGCCGGCGCUUGUCAGUCUACUCCAGUAUUGUUGCGAGCCACAUUGUCAAGAGGCGACUCAGAUCCGAUUUGCGGCUUUGUUCAACCACUUACGCGGUGUCUCCAACACAAUAGCUGAUGACAGACCCCCUGGCGAUAAGCUGUUCCGGCUCGGGCAUCUUAUAAGAGACGGUCUCGAGCCUAGUAUCGCUGAUUUCUGUCGGGACACGAGCAUGUUCGUUUCCUUACAUAGGGAUUUGAAACUCUCUCUUUGCUUGUGGACGCCAGCAGGGGACUGGCCGGCAGAAGUGGAAGAGUUGCGAUCGCAUCUGUGUUCGGAUAACGAGCAUGUGUUCUUGUCAGAAGAGCUCAACGAAGACUACCUCUCUCUCAAUGCAGUCAAAGUGUUCCGCGAUAAGAACGAGAAGCAAUCAGAGCCGCCAGCAAAACGCCGCAAGACAUUGGCCGAAGCCGGAGAAGGCAAACAAGCAGAUGCGUAUCAGGAGCUGGUCGUGUUGCUCAAUACCAGCAAGUCAGAAUCACCGGUGCUCAACCUUUCUGGUCUCGAUCAGACUAUCAGGAGAAAAUAUUCGCAAAUGUCCAGCGACAAAGAGGAGUCGGAUCAAGAACAGCGAGAAAUUUUGCUGGCCUUCUCCAAGAUUGCAUGCGCGGCAACCCAGUCUCUGCGGUCUUCCGGCGUACGUUCGGGGACGUGGAGAGACUGGAACUGCAGUGUAUGCGAUGAGGAUGGUGCUCAGCAGGAUGGUACACUGAAAUAUUGGGAUGCCCACUCUGGGAACGAAGCUUGGGUCGAUGCCGUGGCUGGGAUGUUAGCGGUGAUAGAGCAAGAGCGUUUCGAACAGUCUGCGAAAUCACGCAUCCUGAUGGCAGUGGCUAUUGGCCGUGUCUUCAAUCACUUAUCCUGCGCCGAGUAUCUCAGUCUCAAUAGCUCGCUGGGAGAGUGGCUUCUCAAAACACUGACAAGAUCUCUAAGGGAGGCUAGAAUUGCGGCUUCACGAUCGCUCAUGUCUUUCCUUCGGAAUAGUGUACCUAAGCCUGUCCGUGACAGGAACCGUAAGAACACAUUGGCAUUCUUUGGCGAGUUGUCUGAGCGCAACUCACCUGGUAUUCAAGAAACUCUGGUCAUGGCGUAUGGUCAAGCAGCUCGGGUUUGUGGUCAGGUGGAACGACAGAUUAUCCUCGGCCAACUUGUUAACUACCUGGGUCAUCCCAACACUGUGAUAUGUGGAGUCGCGUACAACGAGCUGUCUUCUCUUGCCUACGAUCUCGGCAUCUCGUGCAAAGAUAUGUUCCAGCCCUAUUGGCGUACCAUAGGAUUCUCCGUCGUCGACGAGCUUCUCAAGAAACCGCAGAAAGCCCAGUAUAUAUGCGACUUGAUUGGAACCAGCAUUGAGCAGUUUCUUGGCGAUGUUCAUGGAGAUAUCCUGGCUGUGUUGGUUCUCAACAAACGCAAGGACAUAUUGGACAGGAUCGCUAAAGCCAGGAGGACUACCGUCGGAGACAUUUGUAUGCAACCGCGGGUGCAUCUUGCACGUAUUUUGGCCCUGUUACUUUGUCAAAAAGGCGGGAAUGUCGAACGGCAGGCAAUGGCCUGUUUGACCGCGGUGGAGUCACGCUUUGGUGAAAAGGAGCUGCAUGAUCUUGUUCAUCAGGAGCCUGCGCUGGUCGCUUGCGAGGUGCUGAAGCUGGCCGCGGAAUGUGGGAACGAUGAUAAGAAGCUUUAUUACGACGGGUUCUCCAGGGUAGCGACACUGAACGAUAUUGGUGAAACUUCUCGCGACAUGAAGAAGAGCAAGUCGACAGGGGAUGCAUUGGCGCAGUGCGAACCGAAUUUCAUCAGCACUCACAUUCUCGGCGUCAUGACUGAGUUUUCAAAUGUCAUCGAGAAUUCGACUGGGAACCAGCCGCUGUCGGAACAACGACGCUGUGUCGGAGCUAUCAAAGAAUUGAUUCAUCUGGCUGCCGAAGAUAGCUGUUUUGCACUCCCUCAGAUCCGAGCCUGUCUCCAGUCAGCCAUGGACACGCCCGACCUUUGCGAUCAAGCGUUUGAUGUGUGGACCACGCUGCUUGUAACAUUAGAGACAGAGCACAUGAAGACCAUCAUCGACCAAACUUUCGCUUUGAUCAUUCACAACUGGCCGUCUUUUUCGGAGGAGAGUCAAAUGAAAGCCGCCAAAGCUCUUGAAACUCUCCGCUCACAGCACAAUGUCACCUUACAAGAGCGUAUAGCCUACAUCCCGUCCUUGGCAUCCAUUCCAGUGUUUUCUAAGUUGGAAGGCGAGAUGACUAGAAUUCGGGCAACGGUUGAACCUGUAGUCUUGUUCGGAAUCUUCGGCGCGCGCUGCAACGAUGAAAAUACCAUUGUGGUUCGACAAGCACUAAAAGAACUCAUACCAUUCCUCGAGGAACAUCAGGACAAGCUACACUUAUCUGCGAUUGGCCAGAAACCCCUUCCCGCUCUGGCCACACUGAGUCGCUCACUUUUGGAUGCAUGCGUCCGAUUUGCUGGCAAGGACAUGGACAUUCCGCGUCUCUGUGCACAGUGUCUGGGUAUAAUAGGUGGGCUUGACCCCUAUCGAAUUGAGACCAUAAGAGAAAAGAAGCGUAUUCUAGUGCUCAGCAACUUUCAGUCCGCAGACGAAGGUAUCAACUUUGCGGCGUUCAUGCUGGAAAACGUUAUAGUCAAUGUCUUUCUCACAACCACGAAUCCGCAGUCGCAGGGUUUUCUUGCGUAUCUCAUGCAGGAGCUGUGCAAAGCGUGCGGUUUCAAAAGAGAAAUGACAACCCAGACGCAGAGGGCGCGCUAUUCGCAGCCUUCCACAGCCAUGCAACGCUGGGAGAAGAUGCCAGAACCAGUUCGCAACGUAGUCACCCCGUUCUUGUCAUCACGAUACUCGUUUCGUCACAAGACCGAUGAUGCGCAAGUCCAGUACCCUAUCUUCACGCGCGAGAUUAGUCAUGGCACAUGGCUCCGGCAAUUCACUUAUGAUCUCCUGCUAAAGGCCAAGGAACCGAAUGCGCAAAUCAUCUUUAACUGCGUGGCUAGUGUCUUGCGGCGUCAGGAUCUUUCGAUUGCAUCUUUCAUAUUGCCCUUCGCAGCUUUGAGUGCGGUGCUCGAUGGGAAAGAGGAAGCGGACAUCAUUGUCAAAGAACUGUUGAACGUUUUGAAUACUGAUCUGCAGACGGCGGACCAGGUCGAAGCUGCAAACAUCAAGCAGUGCAGCGAGAAUGUUUUCGAAAUCAUUGACUACUUCGCCCUCUGGUUACACGAAAAGCAAAAGAAGAGGACCGAAACAAGAGUGACAGCCCACAAAACCGGGAGGGGCAUGACCGAGAAAGACGAGACGGAUUUUGUCGUCCAAGUCAGCAAGCUGGAAGGGGUUCUGCAUCAGAUUCCAGCAAAGAUCAUUUCGAAACGUGCAAUGGAGUGCGGAUCUUACACGCGAGCACUCUUUCACUGGGAAAAGUACUACCGUGAAGAGCAGACAAAGAGUGAAGCUGUCGGCGAACACUUUGCGAAAAAUGAUAUGCUGCAACAUCUACAAUAUAUCUACGCUCAGAUCGACGAGCCUGAUGGCGUUGAGGGUCUUUCUGCUCAUUUGCAGAUCCUGAAUUCCGAACAGCAGAUUAUGGAGGAUCGGAAAGCUGGACGAUGGACUGCUGCUCAAAGCUGGUAUGAGCUUGCUCUGGCAGAGAAGCCUAAAGACCCCGAAACGCAAGUCAAUCUCCUGACCUGUUUGAAGGAAUCGGGUCAAUAUGAUGCUAUUCUGAAUUAUGUAGAUGGAUUUCAUGCUUCAGAUUCCAUCUCACCCAAUACCUUACCAUUCGCUGCAGAGGCAGCUUGGUCUUCAGGUAGAUGGGACCAGCUGGAGAAAAUACUAAAUUUCCCUUCUCACCGCUCAGCCAAUGCAUCCUCGGAUUUCAACGUUGGCAUUGGCAAGGCCUUACUUUCACUCAAACAUCGUAACGAAGACCAAUUCAAGCAAAACAUCGAUGACUUGCGCGGGGCAUUGACCAAAAGUCUGACGCCUACGGCUACUGACUCGCUGCAUGCUUCACACGACCAGCUUGUCAAGCUUCAUACCCUUUAUGAAUUGGAUGCUAUUAGCGGCAUGUCAUCAUACGCAAAACCAGUGCGCGAAGCUAUACUGGACAAUCUUGACAGGAGGCUAGACAUUAUUGGGGCUUAUACCUCCGACAAACAGUACCUCCUCGGGGUGCGCCGUGCUGCCAUGACGCUAUCUGAUAUCGGAUUCACCAAACUUGACAUCGCAUCGGCAUGGCUAACGACGGCGAGCUUGCUUCGAAAAGGUGAUUUUACACCUGCAGCUUUCAACGCGAUUCUGCACGCGUCGCAACUUGGUGACGAUGCAUCCAAGAUUGAGUACUCUAAAAUGCUGUGGAAAGAAGGACAUCAUCGCAAAGCAAUUCAACAUAUCCGGGGCGCAAUCAUCAGCAACUCAUUCCAGACAAGGGACCUCAAAGCUAUGGAUCCUACCGUUUCGGUCACAACUGCCGUAGCUGAUGGGGCUCAAACACCGAACCGCGUGAAGGCGCACGCCCAACUGCUCCUCGCAAAGUGGCUCGAUCAAGCAGGCCAAACAAAUCACAAUGUUCUCAAAGAAGAAUACGGCAAAGGCAUAAUGAUGUUUCCGAAGUGGGACAAGGGUCACUACUACCUUGGGAGGUACUAUCUGAAGAUCUAUGAAACUGAAAAGGCUAUGCCGCCCCCCAAACAGACGCAAGUCUUUGUUGCCGGAGAGCUGACAAAGUUGGUGGUGGAGAACUUUGCUCGCUCCACGGUUUAUGGUGCAAAAUACUACCAUCAAACGAUACCUAAAAUGAUCACGCUGUGGCUCGACAUGGGUACUGAAGUCAUCAACACGCAGCCCAAGUUACCGCGAGACAAAGAGCUGUUCCAGCACAAGGUCAAUCAUCUUGACGUUAUCAACAAGUAUAUCAAGAGGUAUGCAAACGAGCGGAUGCCAGCAUAUCCUUGGUACACCGCUCUUCCACAGAUCAUAUCACGCAUCAGUCAUCCCGAUAAGAAUGUAUACGAUGUUUUACAAAACAUCAUUUUGAAAGUCAUGGCUCAAUACCCUCAACAAGGCCUCUGGAGCCUCUUCGCCCUGCUUCAUUCUACCCAAGAUGGCCGUCGCCAGCGUGGUACAAUCAUACUGCAAAAGCUGCGAGACAGUGGAAAGAGAAAGGGCAGCCAUAUCGACCUGAGAUCACUGAUAUUACACGGGCAGAAGCUCACCGAUGCCCUGCUGUUUGCUUGUGAUACACAGGUAGAGCCGCGUGCUUCGCAUGUCAGCUUGUCGCGGGACCUUGGAUUUAGGAUGUCUCUUGCGCCGUGUGCACUCGUAGUGCCUAUUGAGGCUGCCAUGACACCGACGUUGCCAUCAGGAAAUGACAGCAGGACAAUCCGAGCACACAACCCCUUCCCGCAAGAAACCAUCACUAUAUCAGAAUUCCAGGACGAUGUCUUUGUGCUGUCCUCCCUGCAACGGCCUCGUAAACUAGUCGUUAGAGGCUCCGAUGGCCGCUCCUACGGGCUCAUGUGCAAACCCAAAGACGACCUCCGUAAGGACCAACGCCUCAUGGAGUUCAACGCGAUGAUCAAUCGUGCUUUCCAGCGCGAUACCGAGUCCACCAAGCGCCGCCUCUAUAUCAAGACUUAUGCUGUGACGCCACUCAAUGAGGAGUGCGGUGCCAUUGAAUGGGUUGAAGGCCUCAAACCCAUGCGCGAUAUUAUCAUCCGUCUCUACCGUCAGAAAAACAUCAACAUUGACUACAACGAGAUCCGCGUCCUCCUCAACGAAGCCUCUUCCUCUCCGUCCAAAACCCCAAUCUUCACCCAUAAAAUCCUUCGCAAGUUUCCUUCCGUCAUGUCUGAAUGGUUCCUCGAAACAUUCCCUGAACCCGAGGCCUGGUUCGCCGCGCGCCUGCGAUACAUGCGUUCGUGCGCCGUCAUGAGCAUUGUCGGCCACGUCUUGGGGCUGGGCGAUCGCCACGGCGAAAACGUGCUCCUGGAAGAAGGCAACGGCGGCACGUUCCACGUCGACUUCAACUGCCUGUUCGACAAGGGCCUCACGUUUGAAAAACCCGAACUCGUCCCCUUUCGCCUCACGCACAACAUGGUCGAUGCCAUGGGUCCGUCUGGCGUCGAGGGCCCGUUCCGCGCUACUUCUGAAAUCACGUAUUCGAUCCUCCGCCAGCAUCUCGAUACCCUCAUCACCAUUCUAGAGACGUUCGUGCAUGAUCCUACCACCGACUUUGUCGGCCAGCGUAAGAAGAAGAGGAUCCCUGGUGUACCUGAGACCCCGCGCGAGGUGUUGGAAAUGGUGAGGGGUAAGGUUGAGGGUGAGGUUAGAGGCGAGAGCCUGAAGUUGAGCGUCGAAGGAUAUGUAGAGUGGUUGAUUGCGCAGGCCAGGGAUCCAUGGAGGUUGGCCGGCAUGUAUAUCGGGUGGUGUGCUUUCUUUUGAUGAAGUGAAGUGAAAUGGAUAUAUAUCCAUUCUGUAAGAAUACAUGCAUACAUAGCCCGACUCUAUGUCGGCGGAUAUUUUCAGAAGAAAUGUAUGUGCCAAAAUACGGUCUUCUCUACUUUGGCGAAGAUCGAAUAAAAUGAAGUUCGUAAAUUGACUUGCGCAUUUGACGUUAGUGACGUAUACAACGUCCUAACAAUCCAGUAGAGAUGUACGGAUUUGUAGUGUUGAGGUUGGGAACCAUGGUACGCUCGUCGCCCUCUGCUAUAAGAGAGCAGAGUUCUCACAAGGCUUCCUACUUACUUCUAUCAACCCCUCACACCAACGCCGCGCCAAUGACACAGAGCCGUGCAAAAAUCAACGCUGAUUACCUUAUCGCUGAGGUUACAAAUGUCAACAAUGAGUUGAAGGACGAGCUAAGAAAUAUCAUCUACAACGCCUUUAUUGAGUAUGAAAAUAAAGCAGGAUCUAAGCUUAGCCCUGCAACGCCUUUG